This is a messenger RNA of Engraulis encrasicolus (European anchovy), 2002 nucleotides long. Its product is annotated as zona pellucida sperm-binding protein 3-like. Bases 53 to 1747 code for a protein of 564 amino acids. The record is from RefSeq and is a predicted model, not a curated record. Lineage: Eukaryota; Metazoa; Chordata; Actinopteri; Clupeiformes; Engraulidae. The transcript is spliced from 8 exons.
GGGAAUCUUGUAGUGUGUUUCAGUCCAUGGAACCUGUCUGGUUCUUUUAACAAUGAGGUCACGCUGGCUGUCGAACUUUCUUCAGAUGCUUCUGUGUGCCUGCAGUGUUUCUUUAUCUUCACAGUUCUCUCGGGAUAUGAAGUCUUUGGGUGGAGUAGUUCAUUGGCAAAGUCAACACCAAAUUGACCGACAUAAUCGUGACCAUGGAGGACCAGUGCAGAUAAAAGAAAUCGGUAGUGUAAGGGACAGAACAUGGACGACACACCAGGAGCAUUCAGAAGAUCUCAAAAAUGGAAAGGUCUUGAGAGUGAAACCGGCCCGGUGGACAAAAAGUCUAGAGAUGUCUAACUCGCAGCGUAGUAAUCCUGGACAUGAGAUGCCACAGAGACCACAGGAGGCGACUCGGUCAAAGCCACGCAUAUUUCAUUUCCCUUUGGUUGAAAGCUCUGGACAGAUUAUGCGACAGCGUCCAAUGGCGACAGGCCGCUCCAUGUUUAGUCUUCAUGACAUCCCAGACGGGAUAGUUGAACAGAGGCCACUGGACAUGGGCCUUCCGAUGCCUCCUCAUCACCCCCAUGAUCUGUUUGCUCAAAUCCCUGACCAGAUAGUUGAACAGAGGCCAUUGGACAUGAGUUUCAAAGAGCCCACCUUUGAGGGCCAUCGUGAAACGCCUGGCCUGGCCCACGAAACCCCACAGUGGCACCUCAGUGAUACUAAAGGCGUUUCAGGACCGACAACUCGCCAAACUCCACUGGGGUCUGUGGAGACUCCUCAGACAGCACAGCAGACUGUACUCCACCCACCACCCGUGCCACCAGAGUCAGUUAGCGCUGUGUGUGGGCAGAAAUCCCUUUACCUAACCGUGAUGAUGGACUUCCUGGGAACUGGGCACCUCGUUCAUCCUGCAGACCUCUCACUUGGUGGCUGUGCUCCAACUGGGCAGGACGAGUCCCUUAAAGAGCUUUUCUUUGAAACCCCUUUGCAUGAAUGUGGAGGAAGGACGCAGAUGUUUGAAGAUGUGAUCGUGUAUACGUUUUCCUUGACGUUCACACCGCAACCACUAGAGCACCUCCCAAUUGUGAGGCUGAAUGAUGUUACUGUUGAUAUUAAGUGCCGAUACUCUAGGGUUCACAACGUCAGCAGCCAUGUUUUAAGACCCACGUGGACUCCUUACAGAUCCUCCAAGCUCUCUCACAACACCAUGGACUUCGCUCUCAAACUAAUGACUGAGGAUUGGCAGUAUAAAAGGUCAUCAGCGAAAUACUUCCUGGGUGAAAUGAUCAACAUUGAGGCUUCAGUGCAAGUGCACAACCAUGUACCUAUGCGCAUCUUUGUGGAGGACUGCAUGGCAUCAGUUGGGCCAGAAAAGCAUCCUGGCACAAGCUAUGUUCUCAUCGAGAAACAUGGGUGUCUGUCUGACUCCAAAGUGAUGGCUUCUCGCUCCAAAUUCAUGCCGAGACAACAGGAUGACAAGUUGCAGUUCCAGAUUGAAGCCUUCCGAUUUGCUGAUGAAAGCCUUGAUUCAUUUUACAUCAAGUGCACUAUGAAAGCAGUUCCACUUGCUCGUGCUGCAGAGAGUGGACACAAAGCCUGCCACUAUAGCAUGGAAAACGACCGGUGGAACAGUGCUGAUGGCAAUGACCAAGCCUGCAGCUGCUGCAGCACAGAUCUGUGCCCUGUCAGGACGGCAAGAGCAACUAAAGAAGUGACGCACAAUCUGAUACUGGGGCCCAUUGCUGUUCCAUGAGGGGGGAGCGUAGAGGAACCAUCCUCUUUGGUUUAUUCUCAAAAAAGUCUCGUUAAACCCGAGAUAUGGGACUUUUUUUUGCUCAUAUUUGUUACAUUAAAUUGUUUCUUUGCCAAGUUCACAUCUGCAUAGCAUCAGUAAGCUGCUGUCAAUUGGAAUAAAAGAAUGAAGAGGCCUAGAGCAAAUUUAAUGUAUGUAAUGUUUUCCCAGUUUUAAAUUUUGGAAAGAAUAAAAUCUGAAUGUUUUGUAAAAUGA